Lactuca saligna is the source of this 960-nucleotide messenger RNA. The record is from the annotation of a GenBank genome assembly. NCBI's taxonomy places the organism in Eukaryota, Viridiplantae, Streptophyta, Magnoliopsida, Asterales, Asteraceae.
AUGCUUAGUCGUAUUUCUGAGUUGAGUAAUGUUCUACAACAAUACAGGAAGCAUCCAUCUGCUGGCCCAAGAGAGCUUACACAGGCAAUGGUUUGGUCCAUUGAAGAGGCUAACAAACCAACCAAGAGGGGAAAGAAGCCUGAAACACAGAAGGGAGAACAGGUAACUAAGCAAACCAAGGGGCAAAUCCCCAAGAAGCGAAAAUAUGAUAAAGCUACCCUUUCUCAGGCUCAACCGAAAAAGCAAAAGAAGCCCACUCGGAGACUUAUUCUGCAAUCUUCAAGAGAUUCAGAAUAUGUCCCUCCUAAGCACAAGAACACUCCUCCAUUGGAAUCUGAAAGCGAAAGCUCAAAAGAAGAAGCUUCGGGCCGAGGUGAUACUCCACCUCGCUCCCCUACCCCAAAAAUUUCAGUUCGCUCCAAUCCCCCUUCACCUACACCUGUAACAAUCCCAAUUUCCAUCCAUCCUUUCUCUCCAAUUACCACCUUCCAACCAUCUACUAUAAUUCCUAUUCCCACUCCUAUUUUCAUAGAUACCACCACUACCACACAAACUCGCUCUACUAUUCCUAAUCCACUUGCAACUGAUCCUCAGGUUACAACCGAACCUCCACCAUCUUCCAAACCCUUAUCUCCCACUCAAUCUGCUGAAACAACCCUUAUUCUGGGUGGUGAGGAUUUGGAGUUUGAUUCCACAUACUUCAAUGCUUAUAGAGUGCAGAGCGAUGAUGAUUAUGAUGAGCCUGUUACCAAACGUCAUCUAAAGGCAGUAAAUAAAAAGCUUGAUAAGCUGCUUUCAUCCUCUUCGUCUGGUGCCUAUUCUGAAGCUGCCUUGAAGUCCUUGUUCUCCUCGGUUGUCACUGAACACAGUACUACUCUAUCUGCUGCAGCCAAGGCAAUAGCAGCCUCCACUUCCCAAUGUCAACAGGCCUCCCUUGCUGUUGAUGUCUCUACCAAGUAA